Molecule: messenger RNA, 1665 nt
Organism: Uncinocarpus reesii 1704
Lineage: Eukaryota; Fungi; Ascomycota; Eurotiomycetes; Onygenales; Onygenaceae
Exons: 3
Coding region: 1-1665 (554 amino acids)
Molecular function (GO): protein binding
Source: RefSeq, a predicted model, not a curated record
AUGGACCAUAGAGCUGGAGCUCAUCUAGCAGAACUACCUGUGGAAAUCAUCUACGAUAUCGUCAGCUAUCUGCCUUCCCUCCAUUCCCUGACAAACCUUGCCCAAACAUGUCGCUACCUGCAUGCAGUUAUCUUCAAUGACAAUUGUCGCAUAUUUCGAGCCUUUGUCCAAAACCAAUUCCCCGCAGUGGACACCCCUCCCUUUUGGAUCGAUGCAGCCCGAGCGCUGACAACGCGAUCUCGGGCGUUUGAUCGCAGAGCCAUAAUCGCGCGGUUCGUGCUCCCGCCCGAUAACGCUAGGCGCAUCGGCCAUCCAAGGACGAUCCGAACGGACCAUCCUACCCUAGGAUAUCGUCCGGUGAUCGAUAGCUAUGAAGUGUGGUACGGGUUUUCCUGGUCAGCUAGGAAGGAGGUACUCGUCUGGGGCGCCGGGGCCGACCUGGUCAUUCGAGUCAAGGACUUUGGCCGAAAAUAUCUCAGAGAUGCCAACGACCCGGAGAGGCCGGUUGAUGCGUCGCGAAGAAGGUCCAGUGGGACUCCUCAGGACUGUGUCGCCUGGGCGACGUUCAAUGAUUUGCACGGGGUGGAUAGUUGGGACGACAUAUCCGGCGUACAUUUACUAGGGUCGGAUUACUCGCACUGGACGGCUGAGGAAGAUAUUAUUUUCGGGCGGCGAAAUGGCAAGCUGGUGCGCAUGUAUGUUUCCGUUGAUACUGGCUCAAGCAAGCUACUAAAAACCUAUGUCACUGGAGGGAAAGAUCUUGAAAGUACUGACAUCAGUACGGGGCCUGGCCCUGUCCUCGCUGCAUCCAUGGGCAGAAAAUCAAUAUCAUUCUUCAAAGCUGAUGCUGAAGGGGAUGAAGUCCACCCAUUUGCCACACUGAAAACCGUUACACACGGAGUGGCAAGUCAUAGAUGCUCCAGGCUUCUGUGCAAUGAGAGAUUUGCGGUUGGUUCUGAUGGAGAGACGAACAAAAUCACAGUUUUUGGAUUUUGCCCAGACGGCGUGACUAAACUCCGCGAUCUUAGGAUCGAUGUUGAUGACGAUUCUAGAAAGGCCAAAGCGACUACUAUUGAACCUUUAACCGUGACGCGCUUCUCCAGUACUAAUCCCGGGAAUCUCUUCUUGUCUGGUUGGGAGGACAGCGUGACAAGCUACCUGGACGCCAACCUUCCACCAACAAACGCUUAUCCACACCCCGACAAUAACCAUACCCCCCAUCCGCCAUCGGACAUGGGGCUAUUCCCAAGCAAAGAUAUAUCCGUCUUUCUAUCCAAUCGAAUUCAAAGCGUUGCGGGUCGAGCGAUGAACCGUUUCCGCGAACCCCACCGCUACCGAGGUCCUAUCUAUACCAUCUCCCAUCCUUCCCCAUCCUCGUCGACCCUCUAUAUCGGCGUUGAAGACAGCGUCCUCCGCCUCGACAUGGUAUCAACCGAUGAUUUAGCCGGUAAAAACAGUGCAUGGUGUCAACGGAAUCUUGAUCUGGGGUUAGACCCGCACGGCGGCCCCGAUUGUCGACCCUUGGAGCUUUCGUGUUAUGAGCGGCCGUUUCCCAAGGACCAAGGAAGGGGUGUCAGGCUUAUGAUGCAGGAUUCAUUUUGGACAGCCCUGGAGGAGCAAGCGGGCAAUCAGUCCGAAGUAGUUACAUUUCGUCCCGGUUGGUAG